Molecule: messenger RNA, 5141 nt
Organism: Malaya genurostris
Lineage: Eukaryota; Metazoa; Arthropoda; Insecta; Diptera; Culicidae
Gene: TrpA1
Product: transient receptor potential cation channel subfamily A member 1
Exons: 15
Coding region: 544-4266 (1240 amino acids)
Biological process (GO): monoatomic ion transport; transmembrane transport
Cellular component (GO): membrane
Molecular function (GO): monoatomic ion channel activity; protein binding
Source: RefSeq, a predicted model, not a curated record
UGGUGAAUCACAUCCUAAUUUACUUUUUUGUGAAGAUUCUACGAGAAACAAAAAGAAGAGAACAUGACAUUUGCAUCAGAGAUCCCAUUAAACAUCAUUCGAACCGCCAUCUGGGAAUUUACUAAUAGCAGCAACAUUGAACAAGUUUACCUUUUCUAUCAAAGCUCUUUCCGGAAAGUUGUAAGGCUCAUAACUGGUACGUUAUAAUAAACUGAGAUAACUGAUCGCAGUAGUGAUUAAGAGAAUCUAAUUUUAUUGUCUUUUAAAAAUCAUAAUUGAUGUAACAUUAACGUACCAAAAAUAGUUCGGUGCCCUUCUACGGGCUGAAUAUACGAUGAAUGCUAUACAACUCGUUCACGAUCAAACAACGUGCUUGGAACAUACCGUUGCACAUACCGAACAAGAGUGAGAUGAAAAAAAAAAUAAGACCAGUGUAUUCGUUCACAAGUGAUAAUAGGAAAAAAUCAGUGUACACCUGGACCGAAUCCGUUCAACGUCACGAAUCACCAUGCUUGGAUAGCGCCAACAGAAUCAAGAACAAUCAUGCCCACUCCGCUGUAUCUGAUACAUAGUACCAGAGCAGUCCGUUCCGAAACGCAACGAAGUUUGGACGCGUAUGACUGUCCGCCGGAGGACGAUGAGCUACACACUGCUCCACAUUUGGGGAAUUGGUUGCUUUCUAGACUACGGAAAUCAGGAGGAAGUUUCGUUUACUCCAGCAAAUCGGAUAAUAUGAACCAGUUGGAGAAUAGCGAACUACAAUCGAUACUCUCGCAGUCUGUCGAUGCCGAUGUUUGUCUGUUAAGCGAGAGCCCAUUUCGGAUUCUACGGGCGGCCGAAUCUGGAAACUUGGACGAAUUUAUAAGACUAUACGAAGGCGACAACGGAAGACUGGUGGUAAAAGAUAGCAAAGGUCGCACGGCGGCACAUCAGGCUGCCGCCAGAAAUCGCAUCAACAUCCUUAGUUUCAUUCACGGUCAUGGAGGCGACUUGAAUGCACAAGAUAUUUUCGGCAAUACCCCGCUUCAUGUAGCUGUCGAGAAUGACUCACUGGACGCGUUGGAGUUUUUACUGAAAAUACCGGUCGCCACAAAUGUUUUGAACGAGAAAAAACUGGCUCCCGUACAUCUGGCUACCGAGCUGAACAAAGUCAAAGGAUUGCUUGUGAUGGGAAAAUAUCGGAACACCAUCGAUAUUCAGCAGGGCGGGGAGCACGGUCGCACUGCGCUACACCUUGCCGCCAUUUACGACAACGAGGAGUGUGCACGAAUAUUGAUUUCUGACUUCGGUGCGUGUCCACGAAGACCGUGCAACAACGGGUACUAUCCGAUUCAUGAGGCAGCGAAAAAUGCUAGCUCCAAAACAAUGGAGGUAUUUUUCCAAUGGGGAGAAUCGAAGGGUUGUACCCGGGAGGAAAUGAUUUCCUUCUACGACUCGGAAGGCAAUGUACCACUUCAUUCAGCAGUUCAUGGAGGAGACAUCAAAGCAGUCGAACUAUGUCUGAAGUCCGGAGCCAAAAUAUCCACCCAGCAGCAUGAUCUCUCUACGCCAGUUCACUUGGCGGCGGCACAGGGUGCUAUUGAAAUCGUGAAACUUAUGUUUGUGAUGCAACCACAAGAGAAAAAAAUUAGUAUGCAUUGUACUGAUAUUCAAAAGAUGACCCCAUUGCAUUGUGCAGCCAUGUUCGAUCAUCCGGAGAUUGUGGAUUACCUUGUUCACGAGGGAGCAGAUAUCAACGCCUUGGACAAAGAAAAUCGUUCUCCGUUACUGCUAUCAGCUUCCAGAGGUGGUUGGCGUACGGUUAUGGUGCUCAUUCGUUUGGGUGCCGACAUAUCGCUGAAGGAUAUAAAUUCACGAAAUGUACUCCAUCUCGUGAUCAUAAACGGUGGCCGACUGGAUGACUUCGCCAAGGAAGUGAGCUGCACUCAACCUGAGACCCAUUUGCUAGAGCUGUUGAAUGAAAAAGAUAAAACUGGUUGUUCUCCACUGCAUUACGCCAGCCGCGAAGGUCACAUUCGUUCACUAGAAAAUCUAAUCCGACUUGGCGCUUGCAUUAAUUUGAAAAACAAUAACAAUGAAAGUCCGCUACAUUUUGCAGCCCGAUAUGGACGCUAUAAUACAGUCCGACAGCUAUUAGAUUCCGAAAAAGGAUCUUUUAUCAUUAAUGAAAGCGACGGCGAAGGGUUAACUCCACUACACAUCGCGUCAAAAGAAGGCCAUACAAGAGUUGUCCAGCUUCUGUUAAAUAGAGGAGCGCUUCUUCACAGGGACCACAAUGGACGAAAUCCGUUGCAUUUGGCUGCAAUGUCCGGUUAUACACAAACCGUAGAGUUAUUGCAUUCAGUGCACUCUCAUCUGCUGGAUCAAGUGGAUAAAGAUGGAAAUACUGCCUUGCAUCUAGCCUCCAUGGAAAACAAACCGAACGCUGUGAUUCUUCUAUUGAGUCUAGGUUGUAAAUUGCUCCACAACUCUAUGGAUAUGAAUGCAAUAGAUUACGCAAUUUACUACAAGUAUCCAGAGGCAGCCUUAGCAAUGGCUACGCACGAGGAACGUUCCGCCGAAAUUAUGGCACUCAAGUCUGACAAACACCCCUGCGUAACUUUAGCACUAAUUGCCUCGAUGCCUCAGGUUUUCGAAGCUGUCCAGGACAAUUGCAUCACGAAGGCGAACUGCAAGAAGGAUUCAAAAAGCUUUUACAUAAAAUAUUCUUUUAGCUGUCUGCAAUGUCCGGUGCUUUACGCUCAGAUGGACUCUCGAACGGGAGAGGCGGUUGAGAUUUCGAAACCAAUACCCCUACCAGCACUCAACGCAAUGGUCGCCCAUGGACGUGUCGAAUUGUUGGCCCACCCACUAAGCCAGAAAUAUUUGCAAAUGAAGUGGAACUCGUAUGGCAAAUAUUUCCAUCUUGCCAACCUUUUGUUCUAUAGUGUGUUCCUCUUCUUUGUGACGCUUUUCACUUCCCAGCUUAUGCGGAACGGAUCGCCACCAUCCCACAUUCCAAGUAACGAAACGACAUCCCACGAAGCCGUUAGUGAUGAACAUGUCCUGCCAGUGCCAGUAGCAUUGAUGUCUAGAACGAGACCGUUUCAAUACAUUACCUACCACAAUUCCACCCAACCUACGAUAGAGGAGGUCAUGACAAUUACAACAACUACGCUGGUUUCCGGAGUUGGUAUUAUUGUUUACAUCGUUUGCAAUGCAUUGCGCGAAAUGCUACAGGCAUAUCAGCAGAAGUGGCACUACCUUAUCGAGCCGAUUAACUUAAUCUCGUGGAUUCUAUACUUUUCCGCACUCAUCAUGGUGUGGCCGAUGUUCAACGAUGGUCGAUGCUACAGUGGAAACUUCUCUGCUGCUUCGGUAACGGUAUUUCUGUCCUGGUUUAAUCUUCUGCUUUUCCUGCAACGAUUCGAUCAGGUUGGCAUUUACGUUGUCAUGUUUUUGGAAAUUCUGCAGACACUCAUUAAAGUACUGACGGUGUUCUCUAUUCUGAUAAUCGCCUUUGGACUCGCUUUCUACAUAUUGCUGUCAAAGAUAAUCAACCCACAGGCGAACCAUUUGUCUUUUUCUUCGAUUCCGAUGUCGCUAAUGCGGACCUUUUCGAUGAUGCUGGGAGAAAUCGAUUUUCUUGGAACAUAUGUGCAGCCAUUCUACAAUUCGGAACUUCCAUUUCCCAUUGCUUCAUACAUGAUACUCAGUCUCUUCAUGAUACUGAUGCCGAUUUUGCUUAUGAACCUGCUGAUCGGUUUGGCGGUUGGAGACAUCGAAUCAGUUCGUCGGAAUGCCCAGCUGAAGCGACUGGCUAUGCAGGUUGUUCUACACACCGAACUGGAGAGAAAACUACCGCACAUGUGGCUCGAAAUGGUUGAUAAGAUGGAACUGAUUGAGUAUCCUAACGAAAAGAAAUGCAAACUCGGAUUCCUUGAUUCGGUUCUACGUAAGUGGUUUUGCAAUCCAUUUACCGAUGAUUGCAAAGGAGGUAUUGAUUUCGUACUAGAUAGCCACGAGGACUACAUUGUCACCGAGUUAGAAAAGCAGAAGAAAAAACUACGAGAGAUGGGAAGUGCAUUAGACGUUCAGCACCAAUUACUGAGACUGAUAGUACAGAAAAUGGAAAUUAAAACCGAGGCGGAUGACAUGGACGAAGGAGUGGCCACUCACGAUCACAGAGGGCUAGCAGCCUUGGGAAAUGCAUCACGGUGGUCCUCACCGAAGAUUCGAAAGAAGCUGCGCGCAGCCCUGAGUUUCAAUAAAUCUAUUAGCAAGUAAUUAAUAUCCGUCAAUAAUCAAACCUAUUUGGGAAUGUAACUGGAUUUAAAAUUUCAAGAAGUUUUGAAACUUAAACUGUCACUGAAAAAACUUGAAAAAUAAACGCCACACAAACAGUUUACAACGAAAUCAUGACUACAAUUUUCAUACGCGCAAUUGCAAUUGACAAAGUUCUAUGAAACUGUUAAUCCAUUGUAUAUAGCAUAUAAUUCUAAUUAAUAUUUUGUGUGAAUUAAUUACUUUUACUAUACUACCAUAUAAUACUACUAGGCAUGGUGCAGUAUAUACCUCACCUGGAGCAUUUACGUAUUUUUGCACGUGGAUAUCAAAUCGUGAUGAAAGCGAUAAAUCACCCCUUUUGCGGGUUUUAACGAAACACCUAAAUGAAAAAAUCAAUGUAUGUUUUUACUAAAGUGUACUAAAACAAAAUGCUACUGGGAGCAGACUUUAUUGAGAUACGAAUAUGAACAGUUCAGGUUUCAAAAAAAAAUAUCAGGGUUUCCAUAUUUAGAAUUUUGAGCGAUUCCAGUAUAUGCGAUAUAGCGCUUGAAAUAGUAUACGAUUUAAUGUUUAACUAGCAACAACUAUUCCACUUAAUUAUUUAUUAGCUUUUCAUCUUACGCGUUGAAAAAUGUGCAGAAAAAAUGUAUUAUAAUAAGCAUUCUUUCUAUUUUCUGUGAACAUUUUGAUUCAGAUGCUGAAAUAAAUUUUAGAAUUUGUCCAUUAGUGAUACUUACCGUACAUAUUAAAAUAUGUUUUGUAACUGAAUGUGAUAAACAAAAACUGUGUGUUAUCAAGUAGACAUUAAGAGUGUAUUAAAAGUGUUGUGUUUAUAACAUUAUUGUGGAAAAUAAUUGUUCAGAAAAAAACAAUUA